Molecule: messenger RNA, 2930 nt
Organism: Leguminivora glycinivorella
Lineage: Eukaryota; Metazoa; Arthropoda; Insecta; Lepidoptera; Tortricidae
Product: EF-hand domain-containing protein 1-like
Exons: 16
Coding region: 225-2699 (824 amino acids)
Biological process (GO): cilium-dependent cell motility; mitotic cytokinesis; mitotic spindle organization
Cellular component (GO): mitotic spindle; axoneme
Molecular function (GO): alpha-tubulin binding
Source: RefSeq, a predicted model, not a curated record
GAGGUUCACUGCGUGGGUUCAAGCUCAAAACCCCGUCGCGUAGACCUCGCUACGCCAGUGACGGCGACGGGGCGCGCUUGACGCCUAAAGCGGGCUUUUGAUGCCGUUACCUAGCGACGCUGUUUAUUGUCAUUCAUUCUCAAGACUUGUUUUAUACUACGCUUUCUGUAAAUAUUUAUAAGUUUUUACUUGUGCUCAAACUAUAAUAGGAUUUUUAAAUAAAAAUGGCAUGGGGACUGCCGAAGCUGCCGGGGCUGACGUUCUCGGACCCCACGAAGAUCCAGCACCACAUUUGCAGCUCGUUGCGCUACUACCAGGGGCACCGGUUCCCGGACACCUCACUGAGAGCGCCUGGAGGUGAGGCCACUGAUGUCGACAGCAAUGCGUUUGCUCUGGCCGACGACUCUGUCAACUACGACCCGUCGCUGACGUACGGGCGCGUGAAGCAGCCGGCGCUGCCGGCCGUGGUCCCGCACUGGGUGCACUACGACAAGCGCUGCCUGAACUUCACCGCCUUCUUCAAGCAACCUGUCUUCGAGAACCCCAACGAGGCCUUCCGAGUGCGAGUCGUCAACAUCAUAUACUUUAUCGAAGAUGAUAGCAUUACGGUCAUGGAGCCGCGCGUCAAGAAUUCGGGUUUGUGGCAAGGCAGGAUGAUAAAACGCGGCAAAAUACCAAAAAAUAAUCUCGGCGAGUUCUGGCAUUGGAAGGAUUUGGACGUCGGGAAAGAUAUUUGCAUGUUUGGCAAGGUUUUCCACACCGUCUCCUGCGAUUUAUUCACCAAGGAAUGGUUAGAGUCCCAAGGCAUAGAGCUGUCGAAAGAGGAGGAGCUACCUGAGGACCAGUACACGCAGCAGGAGCGGUGGAAGAGUGUGCCGACGCCGCACCGCGAGAGCAAGAAGGAAGACAAGCUGCGCCGCUUCCUCGAGUACGAUGGGAAGGUGCUCGCUUUCGACGUGUAUUGGGACAACAGAGAUGCAGAAAACGGAGAACUCACCCACUACAAACUUUUGUACUUCCUUCAAGAUGAUACUAUUUCGGUUAAGGAGCUGCAUGAUGGCCGAGGUGGGAAGGAGCCUUUCCCUCUGCUGCUGAAAAAACGGAAAUUGCCUAAAAAGUGGAAGGAGGUUCCGGUGUCAUUUCCGUCCAUUGUGAUGGAGGUGACCGAGGAGGAGGUGACCGAGUACUACUCCCCGAGUGACCUAAUUGUGGGGGAGACGGUUUUCGUACUCGGCCGACGUUUUCUCAUCAGCGACUGCGAUCCGUUCACUAGGAAAUAUUAUCGAGCGAUGCUGAACAUAGAACAGCCGCCGGCCGUGAAGAUUGUAGAGAAGAAACCGAAGGAGUUCGCCAAGGUGUACCCUCCGCACACGGGUAUUGGCACUCCGGAGGACUCUUUGCAGAACUGCUUCGGGCUGGUGCCAAAGCCUCCCCACAAGGACGUCAUCAAAUACAACCUUAAUGCCAAUAAGAACCUCCGGUACCUGUGCGAGCUGGAGUGGAUCCAUCCAGAGGACAAAGGCCGCCGUUUCGUGCUGUCGUACAGCUUGGCAGACGGCCAGAUAAAGAUCGGGGAGGUCCCGCGCCGCAACUCUGGCAUCAAGGAGGGGAAGUUCCUCAAGUCCAUGCUUUUGCAGACUCCUGAAUCGGACCCCAGUUUCCCUACGUACUUUACGCCUGAUCGAUUUUAUAUUGGCGCCAUAGUCCCGGUGUUCAAGCACCGCUUCAAGAUCAUCGGCUGCGACCUGUUCGUAUACCGCUACAUGGCCGCCAACCCCGACAAGUUCCCGCAGGAGGUCAUCGACAACGUGCGCAACUACCACUUGCGCGAGGGCAACCUCAAGGACGAACUGCGGGACGCUGUGCGCGAGGGCCAAGCGGCAGCGAAGCGCGCCGAGCUGCUAAAACAAGGGCAGUCGGCGGUGGCAGAGCCCAACGCCAUGGAGCGGUGCCUAACGGCGCUCAACGUGGUGGAGGGCACGGCGUCGCCGCCGCGGCCCCCCACGCCGCCGCAGACCAGCGACCACAUGUCCUACGACGAGAGCCUCAGGGCUGCACGACUCAGCAAACCCCACACCGACGAGAUAAUGCCGCUAAAGGGUAUACUAAAGUCGGGCGGGGCGCGCGACGACCAGCAGAAGGUGGUGUGCUUCAGCGGGCCCGCGGCCGACGAGCACCGCGAGCAACGCGCCGCCUACCCGCAGUACCCGCCCGGCCAGCAGCCGCAUUACAACGACGACCCGAACUUCUGCGAACAGUUCAAGAUGCCGGACUACAAAGAGCGCGCGGCCCGUCGAGCCGCGGACGUGUGCGCGUACGAGGUGGUGCCGAGCGCUGCGCAGGUCGGCGCGAGCGACGAAGACGCGGCCGACAAGCCGCACCUGCCUGGCUACCUUGGCAGCUAUGGCGUCGACUGCAAAGCGGUUCCUGAAUACAUGAAGUUAGCACCGGAUGCUUUCGAGCGAGUGAAGGCGAUGCGUCGUGAUGUCCCAGAGAUAUCGCCAGCAGCGGCGCGUGUGGCGGAGCACCCUCGGGCGCCGACGCCGCCCGUGGAGGCGUGCCGCGCGCCGCCGCCCGCCACGGGGCCCUGCGCGCCCCGCCAGCCUGAAGACGUGGCCUUCGCGUGCCCGCACGUGGAAGCUAAAAUGCCCUGCUGCGAUCCCGACAAAAGAGACAAAACUGUGGUCACCCACCUCUAACUGCACAUAGAGAAUCUAGUCGGAGGUAACGAUAUGGACGUUUCGUAAUAAAUGCAUCGAUUUUCUUAAUCACGGUAUUUCUCUGUAAUAUAUUUAAACUGGUAAACGAUGAGGUGUCACACAGAUGUACCUUCGAUUAUGUAUUUCUGGCAGGCAAGUAUGGUCACGCGAUAAACGAUAAAACUUGCCGUUUAGCUUUUUUGGUUAAUUGUUACCAAUCUUGAGUAUCAC